Messenger RNA from Meloidogyne enterolobii, 894 nucleotides. NCBI's taxonomy places the organism in Eukaryota, Metazoa, Nematoda, Chromadorea, Rhabditida, Meloidogynidae. The record is from the annotation of a GenBank genome assembly.
AUGGAUGAGGCAAAAGAAGAAACGUCUUCAAAUCAUGAGGAAGAAUAUCAACCACAAAAUACUUCUACAAUUUCACUAAAUGAUGAAAAUUUUGAUAAAUUUAAUGAAAAUAAACGUCACCGUCCAAAAAUUGACGAAGCAGAAAUUGAUAGAAAAAUGAUGGAAUUUAUUGCUUUGAAAGAACAAAAACAAAGACAGAGUGUUGUUGGUUUGAAUGAAACUUAUGAAGUUUUGCCUCAAUUUAAUGAAGUCCCAGACGACGACCAAGAAUACUUUAAACACUUAUUUCUCAAAAAGUUGAAGAUUUGCACUGAAAUUUUUGAUUUUUCUAUUGAUCCGCUUUCUAAUUUAAGGCAAAAAGAGAUAAAAAGGUCAACAUUGAAUGAAUGCAUUGAUUUUAUUACUUUAAAAAAGGCUGUAAUUCAUGAGGAUUUUUAUGUGCCUUUAUUUGAUAUGUUUUCUAAAAAUGUUUUUCGUGUUCUUUCACCGCCAACACAUCCAACAGGCACAGAAUAUGAUCCUGAUGAGGAUGAUCCAACAUUAGAACCUUCUUGGCCCCAUUUACAAUUAGUUUAUGAUCUUUUUCUUCGAUUUAUUGAAUCUCCAGAAUUUAAUAUUCAAUAUGCAAAGGAUCUUUUAAAUCAAAAAUUUAUUAUUAAUUUGUUAGAUUUAUUUGACAGCGAAGAUCCUCGUGAACGGGAUUUUCUAAAAACAAUAACUCAUCGAAUUUAUGGAAGACUUGUUGCUUUUCGACCUUUUAUUAGAAAACAAAUAAAUAAUAUUUUUUAUACUUUUAUUUAUGAGACUGAAAGGCAUAAUGGAAUUGCUGAACUUUUGGAAGUUUUGGGAAGUAUAAUUAAUGUUAAUUUUAGACUAAAUUUGGCUGUACUUUAG